Phlebotomus papatasi is the source of this 701-nucleotide messenger RNA. RefSeq names its product inactive peptidyl-prolyl cis-trans isomerase shutdown-like. Lineage: Eukaryota; Metazoa; Arthropoda; Insecta; Diptera; Psychodidae. Gene Ontology annotation, molecular function: peptidyl-prolyl cis-trans isomerase activity. The record is from RefSeq and is a predicted model, not a curated record. The transcript has a single exon. The coding region runs from base 96 to 701 and encodes 201 amino acids.
ACCGCAAACGAUAAAAGGUGUUCGACGCCAUUGCAGUAAAGUCUGCGUGAAAACUUUGGUAUUUUGUGUGAAAAACGAUCUCUACAUUGUAAAAUAUGGAUUCUAUUGAGAGGCACUUGUUCGACGCGAUGUUCGGCUUGAAUAUUCCGCUCGGAGUGGGUAAGCCACUGUGUCCGGAGAAGCUUGAUAAGAUGCGAGGAAGGUGGCAGAGAAAAUCCAUCCUUGAAAUUCAUCUUUCAAUGUCCAUUGUGGACAUGGAAAUGAAGCCGAAAAAAUCUCUUGAUGAGAUCCGUUCGGAAAUGGAGAAUAUUGGGGGCGGAAUCUGCAAGAAAGUUAUUAGUGAGGGCUUUGGGAGUGUCACUAAGGAUAAACCUGAGAUUACAAUUCAGUACGUCAAGUACGGUCAAAUGCUGGAUAGCAAUAAAAUUGAACUGUGUGAUUCAACGUACAUUGCACAGAAGCCGUAUACUUUUGUCCUGGGGAGCAAUUGUGGGCUUCUGCCGGGCUUUGAGAAGGCCGUACGAUCGAUGCGAAAUCAGGAGAAAGCAGAAUUUAUCAUGAGUGAGCAGAAGAAUGGCAAUCCACCGGUGACAAGGAAUGUAAUGUUUAUAAUUGAAGUGAUUCGAGUGGCUGAUGUAAUGGUGAAGCAGGACCGGGUGAGGCUUCUCAAGAACUACCCUGAGACCAUGAGGCUGGUUUAG